This is a messenger RNA of Bemisia tabaci, 3607 nucleotides long. RefSeq lists its product as uncharacterized. Lineage: Eukaryota; Metazoa; Arthropoda; Insecta; Hemiptera; Aleyrodidae. The record is from RefSeq and is a predicted model, not a curated record.
CCAUUCAUUCGACGUCAACAAAGCGUGCGCAGGUGUACUCUUUCAACUUUAUCGUCAGUAUUUUUCACCUGUUGUAGCAGUUUUAAUUGUGAUUUCCUGUCACCCGUUCGUAAUAUCCACGUAAAUAAUAGUAUUGAACUGUAACUUGGGUGAUUGACAAAUUAAUAGUUUUACAUAUUUCAACCAAAUUCUCUCUUGAAGAUAAGAAGACUGGACCUGAAAAUACACAAUAGGAACUUAAUCCAAAUUUUGGCUGUUGGUGCUGAUAGACAUAACGUAAUCUGAGUAAAUUCUACGAAACAACCUCCAAAUAGCGUGGAACGCAACCCGGCGACGAUAUCCGUAGGACAAUGUGCCGUCUUCCCGUCUUGCUACUCGUAUGUGUGGCCCUCCUGGGAGUGCCGACGGACGGGAGGUGGUGGCCGUCGUUGGCCUGGCUCCCGGGCACGGUCCCCGCGGAGGACAAGUGGUGGGCGACCCUGUACGAGGCGCCCCACUUCGAGGGCAAUCGCGCGACGGUGAACGGGACCAAGGACUCGAAGGACUGUCAGCCGCUGCCGUGGGGUGUGGCCGGCCGGGUGUCCUCCAUCCAGCUGGACGAGGGACCUCGGGGCGAGUGCUUCUCCACCCUCAACUUCUUCAAGGACGUCGAAUGCAAGGAGCUCGUCGCCACCCACAAGUGCUCCAUGCGCACCCUCGAAGGCACUGCCCAUAACAACGUCAUCCGCUCUGUCGCCUUCGCUCAUCAUUAAGACAAUCACAGCAGCCGGGGGUAGAGCGCUAAUAGGGAGAAACGGACAUGUCGGAAAUUAUGAGGUUAGGGCCUGGAGAGGUGGCCAACCUACGAAUUCAAUUUAUUCAGGGUGAUUUAUUUACGGGAAAAAGAGGUAGCGGUCAGCACUGAAAAAAAAGUAGCUUGGAUCAAGCAUGAUAAUUCUUGAAUUUGCCGCCAAGAAUUUUCUUUAUCUUGCUUUAAGCUGACUUUUUCUUGAUUCAAGAAAUAAUGCUUGGGUUAAGCAAAAAAGUAGCUUAUACUAACCAGCAAAAUUCUUGAUUUAAGAUGAAAUACUUCUUAGCGGCAAAUUUAAGAUUCUUUUUUUCCCAGUGAGGUCCCAACUUGGACAUUGCCAAAUAUUGGGUCAGAUUCGCCGGACACAGAAUCGUAUUUUAAUGCUUAAUUGGAUAACCACUGCGUAUCUAAGGACGUUCCACAUAACACAGUUGACUAAAAUCUGGGGGAAAAGGAUCAAUUCUCGAUGAAAAACUUAAACAAAACGAAAAAACCUUCGCAUGUACAUAAAAGAUGUAACUUCAUCAAAUGAUCAGUAACAAGAAAUAUACCAUUGAUGAGAAAAUGAGACACUAUUCAUGAGAUGCUAGAAUAUUUUUUUUUUCAAAAAAAAAAAAAAAAAAAAAAAACUGUACGCUACAUAUGGAUAAAAUGUGAAAUUAGGGAUAUUAGGGAUUUAAGGAUAUUAUAUGGAAUUAAAUUAUUCAAAGGACUGGAAUCAAUGGUUCAGUUGCACUGGUUACAGAAUCGUGUUUUGAUGCUUGACUCUUGUAGAUUAGCUAAAAAUAAUGAGAUCCGCCCAAACUGCAUCUCUCUACGUUCAAUAUUAACCGAUAUAUCGCCCAUUCAAAAGUCGGGUUUUUGACGUCAUCUACCGUGGUAGUGACAUCCUUGGUUCCUUCCACCUUGUUUUCAUCCCAGUUUCACGUUGAGUAACCAGUGCGUCACUGACCGAUGAAAGCAAGGUACGGAAGAAACCAAGGGUGUCAUACUAUUGCGGUGGAUGGCGUCAAAAACCCGAAUUUUCAAAUGGCGAUAUCUCGGUCAAUUUUGAACGUAGAAAAAUGCGGUUUGGACAGAUCUCAUUAUUUUUUAGCUAAUAAUCUGCAAGAAUUAAGCACCAAAACACGAUUCUGUGACCAGCGCAACUGACCCAUUGUGGUAUUACCCCAGUUUGUUGCCGUGGUACCCCAAUAAAUUAUGUAAUCAACCCAAAUGUUCCGGUACUACUCCAACUUGAGUUGCGGCACCACCACAAUUAACUGAAAAUGUCCUUACCAUCCAAAAAGUUGGGGUGGUACCACAAUUUUAGGGGAUAAUCCCCUGGAACUUUUCUUCCGGGUUAUUAUAAUUGUUACUCGUUGUUUGUGAGGCACGUAUAUGACUGAUAGUCGAUCAUUUGGGCGACUCGCCCCAACGAGGUUUGCAAGGGUGGGGGCGAGGGUAGGUAAUGACUUCCUCUGCCGCUUUCGUUUUCAUUCUUGCACAGAUUUUUUCCUUUCAAAUUUGAGUAGGAGAACAUUUGUCGAGGAAAACGCUCACUGGACCUUCUUAUUGGCACAACGAAACCGUUUGCUCCUGUUUUUUAAAUUAUUUGACAGCACCAAAAUAUGAUUGUCGAUUACUGUACACACAUUUUCGUCCGAAGUUUUAUGCUAAAAGGCUACUUUGUCCGUCCAUCUUUAACUCGCGCACCAAGAAACUUCACUGACCUGUAGGAAACCCUCUCCGAUACUGCAUUGAUCCCCGAGACAAUGGCGUAAUCAAAGCAAUACAGGUCAACGGUCUGCCAAUCCGAAUUAAUUAUUAUCACAGGUAACGCUCUAACAGUUGUGAGCGAUGAGACGACUGUCCAUUGCAGCGUUGCCAUAUUUGCAUUCUCAUUUUGGCAAGUCGCCCAAACGAUGACCUACCAUUUGACUUAGUUUUCGCAUAAAUUGACUCAUUUUUAUAGAAAGUUCAUUUAUGAACAUUCUUGAUCACCUUGGUUUGAUGUCGGAAUACGAAGACUGGCGGUGACGUAUUCUUGUGUCAGGAGGUUGGCUGCUCUUUUGGCCCAAAUAGCUCCAUUUUUCGACGUGUCCUGUACUGCCGCUCUUCCUGUACUGCCGGACGAAGGAAGAACGCCGUAUGAACAUUCGCGAGUUGCUAAAUUACCUUCGGUGAAAUGUUUAUUUGUGAGGAAAGUUAUGAUUAUUUUCCCUUGAAACUUUCAAGAACAUUAGAUGAAAUUGCGAACAAAAUUAUCUGCAAAAUUUUAGGGAAAAUAUUCAUAAGUUUACUAGGAAAUUCGUGUUUUAUCCAGGGAAAUUUGGCAACGCUUGAAGACUCGUACGGCGUUUUAUCCUUAGCACGGCAGAUAGGUACUUUAGCCGAAAGCGCAAUCACAACAACCAAAGGAAGAUACAGCAGCUCAAGGUCCGAAUUUCGUUGGCUACGGUCGACCGCAAAUUGCGAAACUUCACCUCUGAAUCUGACUUAAAGCUGGGAAAAUUAUAUUAGUAGCCCAGGCUGUACGCAAGUUGAGCUUUUUUCUACAGCAAGGUCGAGCCAUCCUUAGUUUCUCGGCGGUGCAAACCAUUAUUCAGCGAUGGAGCAACAACUAAGUCAACAUCUUUGCCUCAACUUGUACGGCCAACCGCAAACUUGCAAACGAAAUUUGGGCUCUGUGUACUAUUGUCCAGUUCAUGCCAAAAUUAUGAGAGUUGAAAGUCUCUCGGUCACGUCUUUAAGAGAAGCUUUUCUUUCAAAAUCAAAGCACGGCUUAUUUCAAGCUCUUAACAUGUUUUUCAAAAAUAAAAUGGUGCACACGAUAAA